This is a messenger RNA of Biomphalaria glabrata, 8166 nucleotides long. Its product is annotated as Golgi-specific brefeldin A-resistance guanine nucleotide exchange factor 1-like. The record is from RefSeq and is a predicted model, not a curated record. Bases 271 to 5823 code for a protein of 1850 amino acids. Gene Ontology annotation, molecular function: guanyl-nucleotide exchange factor activity. Gene Ontology annotation, biological process: regulation of ARF protein signal transduction. NCBI's taxonomy places the organism in Eukaryota, Metazoa, Mollusca, Gastropoda, Planorbidae. The transcript has 39 exons.
UAGUUAUGUCCCUUGCUGUCGUGCCAGCGACAUCUUACGCGCAUUGAUUACCACGUCAUAUUAUUACUAGUCUAGAUAGAAUCUAGAUAUCUAUAAGAUGUAGAUCUUGAACUAAAUCAAAAGACUAACCCAGCACUGGAGUCUAUUGGACUAGAUUAAGGGUGUAUCUAGAUCUAUUGAAGUUUUAAACAUACCAUACAUACUGGAUAAAAUGGCACAGCAAUAAUAUCUAAAAAUAUUGAAAGACUUGUCUUAAUUGUAAUCUUAAAGAUGGCUCUUACCAACGGUAUCUACAUUGUACAAGGUGAGAUUUCAUUACUCAUAACAGCUAUGAGAAGAACAUCUCGCUAUAGUACUCAUGGUCGACAUGUGCGACAUCAAGAAGAUGAAGGAGACUGUUUGCAAAGCUCCUUUUUUCAACUUAAAGAGCUUCUUAACAAUAUUACUGAAUUAAAUGACAUUGAGCCAAAUGCUUUUUUAAGCCCAUUUCUUGAAGUUAUACGAUCAGAGGAUACCACAGGACCUAUCACUGGAUUGGCACUCACUUCAGUCAAUAAGUUUUUAACAUAUGGAUUGAUUGAUCCCUCAUGUGAGAUGGCUGCUCCUGCAAUAGAAAAUAUAGCUGAUGCUGUCACUCAUGCAAGAUUUGUUGGAACCGAUCCCUCAUCAGAUGAAGUCAUUCUCAUGAAGAUACUUUAUGUAUUGCGGACCUUGCUUCUUUGUAAAGCUGGUGUGCUGCUUACAAAUGAGUCUGUGUGUGAAAUAAUGCAAUCUUGUUUUAGAAUUUGCUUUGAAAUGAAACUCAGUGAGUUGUUGAGGAAAUCUGCUGAAAACACGCUCAGAGAUAUGGUACACCUACUCUUCACAAGACUGCCAUGUUUUAAAGAAGAUCCAAAGUGGAUUACAAACAUAAAUAAAAAAUUGAAGAUGAGAACUGGUGGUGUUGACCCUGCCCGAAUGGGGAAAAGAAAAAAAUCCCCAAAAGCAAAAACAAAGCGUACUCAUGGCUCAACCCAACCCACACAGGAGACAGUGCAUUCACAACCAACCAUAACAGAAACUUCAGAAGUCAUUGAAUUCAAAUCAUCUAAUAAUGAAUCUCAAGGAGAAGUUGAACACAUAGUAACAGAAUGUCUUGCUACUACACCUGGCUGUGGUCCUGAAGAUAGAGUUAUAGACAUCACCAAAACAUUUGAGGUAGCUACAGCCAAAGAUGAAGCAUCAAUGGAAAGCUCAGUAUCAGUAAUUGUUAAUGAAGAGACUGCUGCUGAAGCCUUACGAAACAAUGAUCAAAAAGAACACAUUAGUGAACCCUACACAUUUGUAGGUCAGCAAUCACCCAGUUCUACAGCCCUGUGUGUUGAUCCAUCAUUACUAAGAAAAGCUCAAAGUGAGACUGACUUGUAUCUAGAAGAACAGAUCAUAGAGAAUGAAGCUUGUGAUGAUAAUGAAUCAGUUCAUUCAGCUGAUACAACUUCUACUCAAGAAAGUGAAUUUGUGAACCCCAAAGGAGUUCGGUUUCUCCAGAACCAACAACAACAAGUUGUUGAAGUUGGUCCAGUGUCUCUAAUUCCAUAUGGUCUACCUUGUGUCCGUGAGCUAUUCAGGUUUCUUGUAUCUCUCACCAAUCCACUGGAUCGCCAUAACACAGAUGUCAUGAUACACAUGGGUUUGAGCCUUCUCAUUGUUGCCCUGGAAACAGCAGCUGAUCAUAUUAGCUGUUACAAUUCCCUGUUGUACUUGGUUAAGGAUGAGCUGAGUCGCAAUCUGUCUAUGCUCUUACAGUCAGAAAGAUUAACACUAUUUGCUGCCUCAUUGCGACUGAGCUUCCUCUUGUUUGAAUCUAUGAGAUCACACUUGAAAUUCCAACUAGAGAAUUAUUUAAUCAGAGUGAGUGAGUUGAUUAUAUCAGACAGCUUAAAGAUAACCUAUGACCAUAGAGAAAUAGCACUGGACUUACUUGUUCAGAUGUGGAGAAUACCUGGGCUUGUCACUGAAUUAUACUUAAACUAUGAUUGUGAUCUGUACUGUUCCAACUUGUUUGAUGACAUGACCAAACUUUUAUCUAAGAAUGCAUUCCCAGUAUCUGGUUUGUUUACAAUUCAUCUAUUGUCAUUGGAUGCUUUGCUAACUGUGAUUGACUCCAUUGAACAACAUUGUCAAACUCGUACACUUGCUAAAUCAGUGGCCACCAGUGCUGAUGGCAAUGGUAGUGGAAAGUUAAACUGUGACAAAAUUGAACAAAAUGAUACUUCUAAUAAAGCCAUCAAGGGGAAGGAUACCAAGAAAGGUCCAUUUAUAAAACCUAACAGAAUGGCUAAAGUAUCCAGCAAGAUUCCAACACAUGCAGAACUUAUGGAACUCAAGCAUAAAAAGAAGAUUUAUCAGAUGGGCACUGAACAGUUUAACAUUAAACCAUCUAAAGGCUUGCAGUACCUACAAGAGCAAGGUUUAUUAUCAAAACCUUUAAAUCCAACAGAGGUGGUGGCAUUUUUUAGAGAGAAUCACAGACUUGACAAGAAACAAAUUGGAGAAUACAUUAGCGACAAGAAAAACAAACAAGUGUUGGAAGCCUUUGUACAAUCAUUCAACUUUGAAGACACUCGUGUUGAUGAAGCACUUCGCAUGUACCUUGAAUCUUUUCGUAUGCCAGGAGAGGCACCAGUUAUUGCCUGGUUGAUGGAACACUUUGCUGAGCAUUGGCAUAAAAGUAAUGGUGAGCCAUUUCAUAAUGUGGAUGCAGCCUUCACCUUGACCUAUGCUGUGAUCAUGUUAAAUGUUGACCAACACAACCACAAUGCUAAGAAACAGAAUGUGCCAAUGACAAGUGAGGAUUUCAAAAGAAACCUAACAAAAGUAAAUGGUGGUAAAGAUUUUGAUCAAGAUAUGCUUCAUGACAUUUUCCAAGCAAUAAGGAAUGAAGAAAUAGUCAUGCCUGCUGAACACAGUGGCCUUGUUAAGGAAAACUAUCUUUGGAAACUUCUAUUGCACAGAGGCUCUUCCAAAGAGAGUGUAUUUUUCCAUGCCCCUACUGGUGCAUUUGAUCAUGAACUCUUCACACUUAUCUGGGGCCCAACAGUAGCUGCUCUGUCAUUUGUGUUUGACAAGAGCUCAGAUGAGGCUAUUGUACAGAAAGCUACCUCUGGUUUCAGGAAAUGUGCCAUGAUUUCAGCUCAUUUUGGUAUGAGUGAUGUUUUUGACAACUUGGUUAUCUCUCUCUGCAAAUUUACAACACUACUUAGUGCUGUGGAGAGCCCUGAUACCAUACCAGUGUCAUUUGGUAAUAAUUUCAAAGCUCAGCUAGCAGCACGAACUGUUUUUGGUUUGGCACAUCGACAUGGAGACAUUCUACGAGAGGGCUGGAAAAAUAUAUUAGAUUGCAUGCUGCAGCUGUUUAGAGCUAAGUUAUUACCUAAAACUAUGGUGGAGGUGGAAGACUUUGUGGAUACAUCAGGGAAAAUAUCAAUUAUUAGAGAAGAAUCUACAGCCAUGACAAGGUCAGAUACCGGAGUACUCAGUAGUUUUGUGUCCUACUUUACACUCUCUGAAUCUGCUAGUACUAAAAGUCCUAGUGUUGAAGACUUGGAAGCCAGCAAAACUGCUGCUGCUUGUAUCAAAGAUUGCCAACUAGAUCAACUCAUCAUAGACAGUAAAUUUUUGAGAGAAGAUUCUCUCCAGGAACUGGUCAAAUCACUAGUUUCCAUCCGACAAGGAACAGAAGACCAAGGAAGUAUGAAUGGUCUUUACGAUGAAGACGCUUGUGUUUUCUUCCUUGAAAUUCUCGUCAGAGUUGUUUUACAAAACAGAGAUCGCAUUGUUCCUGUUUGGCAAGCAGUGAGAGAUCAUUUCUAUAACGUCAUCGUAAAUAGUAACUCUCAUUCAUUCCUUGUAGAGAGGGCUGUGGUGGGUCUGUUAAGAAUAUCUAUUAGGUUAUUGCGCAGAGAAGAAAUAGCAUCCCAAGUUUUGACUUCUCUCAGAAUUUUGCUUAUGAUGAAACCCAAUGUUAUACAAAGUUUGUGCCGACAGAUCUCCUAUGGAUUGCAAGACUUAUUGAAAACAAAUGCAGCAAAUAUUCACACAAGUCGAGAUUGGUAUACAUUGUUCACAUUGUUAGAAGUAGCUGGUGCUGGGGCAAACUUACCACCAGUCAUGCAAGUAUGUGCUGAUGUGGAUCUUACAGAAGUCAUCAAUGAUGCAGGUGCUCAGAGUGACAGUGAAGUUCAAAGUUUAAGUGGCAUAUCUGAAGCCAGUGACAGGGGCUAUACAUCAGACAGUGAAUUGUAUGAAGGUCAGAGUCGCCAUGGAAACCAGAAACACCCUUCAAGUCUUAACCAUCCUUUGGGCUUGGAGUUGAGACCUGUACCAGAUAAUGGCAGCUGGAUGAUGGUAAACAGAGAAGAUGUCCAUAGUCCUAGGAUGCCUGUUAACCAGUACAGUAUUGACCUGAAUGAAAAUCUUCUAUAUCCAGAUAGUAAGUCACUCCUUAAGUCUGCCGAGACCCUCACCUUCCUAGUUCGGGAUGCUGCACAUGUAACUCCCCAUAACUUUGAAAGCUGUGUCCACUGUAUACGGACAUUUGUUGAAGCUGGAGUAAAUGGAGGAAAGACUCGUACACCUCCUCCUCGAAAUAAUACUAUGAGAGACAACAAACAAGCCAGGAGGAAAGUAAAAAAAGUUACAUCCAAAAUUGGCAAAUCUUUGUCAACCCCAGAACAAUUGCAUGAUGGUCUACCAUCAGAUGAGGACCCAGAUGGAGAAGCCACUCAAAGCAGCCUACAGUUGCUGUCUAUACAACUUCUGGACUUAAUGCAUACUCUACACACUCGAGCAGCUUCUAUCUUCAGUGCUUGGGCACAGGAACAGCAGCAGAUGGAUGAAGGAGGGGCACAUCCUGCCAUCAAUAGCAGCAGCAGUAACAGUGGAAUGGUCAGAGUGAACAGUCAAGGAGUCAUUGUGGACGCCAAAGCCCCUACUUUGUGGGGAAAGUGUUGGUGUCCUUUAUUACAGGGCAUUGCCAGGUUGUGUUGUGAUGCUAGACGUCAAGUAAGAAGUCAAGCAUUAACCUAUUUACAGAGAGCUCUUCUAGUCCAUGAUCUACAGACGCUGAGUGCCAUAGAAUGGGAGUCCUGUUUUAAUAAGGUUUUAUUUCCUUUGUUAAACAAACUGCUUGAAAAUAUCAACUUAGCUGAUCCUAGUGGCAUGGAAGAGACACGAAUGAGGGCUUCCACGCUUCUUUGCAAGGUGUUCCUACAACAUUUGAGUCCUUUGUUGUCCUUAGCAACAUUUACAGCUCUAUGGUUGACCAUAUUAGACUUUAUGGAGAAAUAUAUGAGUGCUGACCGUAGUGACUUAUUAUCAGAGGCAAUUCCUGAGAGUUUAAAAAAUAUGCUGCUAGUGAUGGACACUGCAGGGAUAUUUCAGACAGCUGAUGGCACGGAGUCUCAAUUAUGGCAGCUGACUUGGGAUAAAAUAGAUACAUUUUUGCCCAAACUUCAUAAUGAAGUCUUUAAACCAUUUGAACCAGAACCAAAGCCAGGUAAGAUGGAAAGGAAUGAGACUCAGACAGAAUCUCAGCAUUCAACUCCAGCACUUCCAGUUCAAGAGCAUCUACCUACCGUCUAUCCUCCCGCUGCUUCAACAGACAGUAACCCAACAGUACAAGCUACAGACUAUGUAACAAUACCUUUAGAGGGAAUUACAAUACCUGUUGAUGAUCGUCCAAGCAGCCCGUUGAUGAAUCAACCAGCUCCUACAGCAACAUCUUCCUACAUUCUCCAUCCUCCUUUACCACACAUUCCAUCAACAACUGGACCUACAGAUUAAAUGCAUAGAAGAAAUAACCAAAGCAAGGCAUUGUUUAAAUAGUUAAGCAUUGGCUUAUAAACAGAUCUUAUUCAUAUUUAUGCAGUAUAUACAUAGAUAUAUUUAAACACAUAAAUAUACACAUUUGAAGAAUUGUUUGGCAUUCCUGUCAAUACUAGAAUCAAUAAUGUAAUUCCAUUUUGUUGCUCAGACACAUUUAGACUUGGAUUAAUGAAAGCUUGAGUUGUGCAGCAAAGAGAAGGUUAUCCUGGAUUAUUUCAACAAUAGUCUUAUUGGGAUAAACUCUUGAAUGCAUGUUAACUUGUUUAUAUAUUUGUAUACUGGUAUUAUUUAAUGAGUAAUAAAUGUUUUGCUAAACCCUUCUAAAAAUAAAUUUUUAAUUAUUUGAUAUAUCAUGAAAAAAAAUGUGACAUUUAUUAGAAAUGUAAAGAAUGUAAUGUGUACAAAACUAGGAUUCAUGGGAGCUCUCAUUAUGAAUCAAAUUAAUCAAAAUGUUCAUACUUAACAUUUCAAGUUAUUAUUUUGUUGUUGCAGAGUGUUUCCCUUGUAUGUGUGUGUGUACACUAUUCAUCUAGAACAAUACCUAAAACUUUUCUGUGGCAUUUUACAUCCAGAGAGAGAAUGUUUUCCCUUUGCAACUUCAUGUGUGACUAGAGGCCAAUCCUUCAUACACAGCAGCGGUCACUUUGCACAUUGUUUUUAUUGCCAUCUCUUACUAUUCACAUUACUAGAACUCAUUCAGAAUCUAAUGGAAAUUUUAAACAGUUUUCAAUCUUUUUGUGAGGGGUUUGUCUACUACAUCGUUAAAUAAUAUUUCUUUGUCUGUUGAUCUUGGAGUUCAGAAUGUCUAUAAACUUUAGUUACAUCUUUUAUGUGGAUGAUUUUUUGGGUGAUCCUUAUUUUUAUUUUUUUUAGUGCUAAUACUACUACCUAGUACAUUGACAGUCCUUUGUUGUUUGUUUUUUAUAGCUGUGCUACAUUCAAUUUGUCAAUGCUUAUGCAAGUAAACCAUUUCAUAAAGUGGCAACCUUACUAUGAUCACUGUGUUUGCAUAAUCAGUAAGGCUUGUCUUAGAAAGAUUAUGUAUCAGUUUUAUCUGUGAAAUGUUUAUUCAGAAGUCAGUACACUAUUAGUAUGGCUUGUCUUAGACAGAUUAUGUAUUAGAUUUAUUGGAAGAAACAAACUCUGUAGGUUUAUUAUAAAGCCGCUUUGUUUAUUAUGAUGUUCAGGUAGUAUGUACAUAAUGUUCAUUUAUAUAACAGACAUUCUUCAAUGAAGGUCUCAGAACUGUGAUACAAUGAAAUAAGCAGACAUGUACAAUAGUAUAACUUAGCAUCAUUUUUUUUUUUAGAAGGGUUUUUCAAAGAACUAGAUUGCUUGUACAUUUGGGCUUUGGGUAAAGUUAUGAUUUGUUAAAUUUGUUUCUGUUGUGGCAAUGUGAGCAUCUAUUUAUUUCUUUUUUUUCUUUGUUUCACUAAUUUGAAAUGAGCAACAUAUGUUCUCACUACUAGUGAAAUAAAAUACAAUUUAAUUAACAAGUGUGUAAUGAUUUCAAAGUGAUAAUAAAGAGUAUUAUAUCGCCUGUUUGCUAAAUGAGCAAAGGUUUAUCAACCUAUAAUCACUUUUAGUUGACAAGAAAUACAAGUUUCUUGGUAACAUUUCAGAUAUGCCUUGUUAUAAAUAGUUUGUCAACUAAUUCAUUUGAGCCACUAUUUUCUAUUGUUAUUUUGUAUUGCUGGAUAGAAUGUGACAACAGAAAUAUGCAAUUGUUUUGUUCACUAUUGUUUUGACCAAAAUUCAACUCAUGUUCUAUGAUAGUAGAGUGUGUUACUGUAGAUAUGCCAAUUUUUUGAAUGUUGUGACCUUAAGUGCUCUGGUCCUUUUUUUUUUUUUUUUGUUUUACUUUUGCUACAACUUCUAGUCUGUUCAGAGCAUUACAUUUAACUGGGUGUACACCUCACAUACUGAACUAUUUAUCCAUUAGUUCAAGAGACCAAGAAUGACAAUCAUUGUUCUGUAACAUACUUUUCAGAAAAGCUUUAGUUCUCUUGGCUGCUUUACUUUCAUUUGGUUAGGUUCCAAAUUUAAACUACAUCCACAUUUUUUCAAAUUCAUACAUUGAAACAAAUUCUUGGAGAUAUGUGUUUGACAAAAGUGUGGAUGUGUGAGCCACAUAUAUUGUUUUCUAUUGUGUUGUUCCAAGUGAAUAUCAUGUUUGUACUCUAUUGGGCUCUUAAGACAGAUGCUCAAGUGAUACUUUGUAUUUAUAUUUAAUCUGGUGUCAACAAUGUACUGCAGUGUUGAUGCAUGUUUCAGUUGGAUUAAAGAUCAGUUAUAGCUCAA